Drosophila hydei is the source of this 2559-nucleotide messenger RNA. It is a transcript of the gene fat-spondin, whose product is annotated as spondin-1. The coding region runs from base 102 to 2402 and encodes 766 amino acids. Gene Ontology annotation, biological process: cell adhesion. The record is from RefSeq and is a predicted model, not a curated record. Lineage: Eukaryota; Metazoa; Arthropoda; Insecta; Diptera; Drosophilidae. Gene Ontology annotation, cellular component: extracellular matrix. Gene Ontology annotation, molecular function: serine-type endopeptidase inhibitor activity. The transcript is spliced from 5 exons.
UGAAAGUGGUUCAGUCAGUCGGUUGGUGAGCAUUGUCGGAGACGGUCGCGUAUUAUUUAUUCGCUCAAGGAAAUAAAAAAGAAAAUUGAAAAGAUUAUAAAAUGUGGCACUCGCUGCCAUCGUUUAUCAGCGCUGCUGUUGUUCUCUGUCUUGUGGCAGGCGCAAUUAGUCCAACGGCUGGCUGCCCCAGGGCGCCCACACACUUGCCUCAUGGCCGACGUACACGCGGCGACAACGGAUACAAAUUAAUUGUGGCUGAUGGACCCAAUGGCUAUAUGCCCGGCAAGGCAUACAACUUACUGUUGCUUGGCUCACGUACUCAUACAAAAAUUCAGCACUUUACUCACUUUACCAUUGCUGCUGAGGCGCACACUGGCGCCAGGCGUGCGCAGGUGGCCAGUCCACGCCGUGUUGGUCGUUUCCAACUCUUCAGCGAUUCACUUACCAAAUUCAACGAUCGCUGCGUCAACACAGUCUCCGAAGCAGAUGAUUUGCCCAAGACUGAAGUUCAGGUUAUGUGGGUGGCACCAGAGGCAGGCUCGGGCUGUGUCUCACUAUCUGCUAUGGUAUAUGAAGGUCCACGAGCCUGGUUCUCGGAUGAUGGUCAGCUCACCCAAGUAAUAUGCGAGCACAAGCCAAGCGCAGCUGCUGUGAAUAAGGAGUGCUGUGCUUGUGAUGAGGCCAAAUAUAGCUUUGUUUUCGAGGGCAUCUGGUCAAAUGAGACGCAUCCAAAGGAUUACCCCUUUGCCAUCUGGCUGACGCAUUUCUCUGAUGUAAUUGGCGCUUCGCAUGAGACAAACUUUUCCUUCUGGGGCGAGAAUCACAUCGCCACGGAUGGUUUCCGUUCGUUGGCCGAAUGGGGCUCGCCCACGGCCCUGGAAACGGAGCUGCGUGCCCAAGGUCCCAAACUGCGUACGCUCAUCAAAGCGGCUGGUUUAUGGUAUCCAAAUGUCAAUCAGAACACUUCUUCUAAAUUUCGCGUUGAUCGCAAGCAUCCCAAGAUUUCGUUGGCAUCCAUGUUUGGUCCAUCACCUGACUGGGUGGUGGGCAUUAAUGGAGUAGAUCUUUGCACCUCCGAUUGCAGCUGGAAGGAGUCUAUGGACUUUGAUCUAUAUCCCUGGGAUGCGGGCACUGACAGUGGUAUAACAUAUAUGUCCCCCAAUUCUGAGACUCAGCCACGCGAACGCAUGUACAGAAUUACGACUAUGUAUCCCGAGGAUCCACGCGCACCCUUUUACAAUCCAAAGAGCCAGCAAAUGACGCCGCUGGCCAAGCUCUACUUGCGUCGCGAGAAAAUUAUCUCACGCAAUUGCGAUGACGAUUUUCUGCAAGCUCUGCAACUGGAGGUGUCCGAUGAUGCCGAGGAGCAGGAUACACGGGCUGAAUGUCGUGUGAGCGGCUAUACUUCCUGGAGUCCUUGCUCGGUUUCUUGUGGAAAGGGCAUACGCAUGCGCAGCCGACAGUAUCUGAAUGCCGAGCAGGCACAGCAGAGCAAGUGCAGCCGUCAACUGGUGUCGAAAGAGAUGUGUGUGGCGGAUGUGCCGGAGUGUGCCAAUGGCUCGGCUGGCCAAGAUCGUGACGAUGAUGAGGGCGAAAAUAUGGCCAAUUCGCAAUCGUUGAUCACCGAUAAUGGUGAAGGCGCCGGUAUCUGCAAAACGUCGCCCUGGAGCGUCUGGUCGGAGUGCUCGGCCAGCUGUGGCAUUGGCAUUACCAUGCGCACGCGUAAUUUUGUUAGUCCUCAGGGACGCAAACGCUGUCCCCACAUCACAAUUGUGGAGAAGAACAAAUGCAUGCGACCGGAUUGCACAUACGAACAGGUGGAACUGCCCGAUCCCGAUUGUCCGACUACCCAAUGGAGUGAUUGGAGUCCGUGCACAGGUAUAUGCGGGCGUGGUAGCUCCAUACGCAAACGCUUGGUGCUGCUGGAAGACGGCCCGAUGAAGGAGAAUUGCAGCAAACGCUUGGAGCUGCAUCAACAAAGGGAAUGCCAGCACGCCUUAGACUGCAACAUUAACAUGGAACAAGCCAAGGAGAUAUGCGUGCAGCAGCCAGAGUCAGGUCCCUGUCGUGGCAACUAUCAACGCUAUGCCUACAAUGCUCAAGCCAACCGGUGCGAAUCCUUCACCUACGGCGGUUGCCGUGGCAAUCGCAACAAUUUCCUCACCGAGAACGAUUGCCUGCACACUUGCAGCAAGAUACGUGGCGAGAAUGUAGACACGCCCAGCGAUCUGCCCAAGGACUGUGUUAUGUCUGAGUGGUCCAACUGGUCACCUUGCAGCGUGAGCUGUGGUUCCGGCUACACCGAGGGCUAUCGCUAUGUCAUCAGUGAGCCCCAGCGUGGCGGCCAAUCCUGCCCCAAGCGUCUGGUCAAGCAGCGUCGCUGCACCCAGCCAGCCUGCUAGACCCAGCAACAACAACUACACGUACAGCUGCAUCAUUUCUACAAUUAUUUUUAACAGUUUUCAACAAUCGCAAUAAACUUUUUGCCGGAAUCAACGCAACGCGCUAGUGUUUGUUUUAAUUGCUUUUGUUAUUAUUCAAGUCUUGACAUGGUUAAAA